Molecule: messenger RNA, 363 nt
Organism: Rotaria sp. Silwood2
Lineage: Eukaryota; Metazoa; Rotifera; Eurotatoria; Philodinida; Philodinidae
Source: the annotation of a GenBank genome assembly
AUGAGUGCUAGACGUUGGAUUAUUGAUAACAAUGCGCCAUUCUUCAACAAAGGAAAAGGACGAAGUGUCAUGAUUUCACAUUAUAUUGUUCAGCAUCCAAGUGGACCCUUCUUCCGUUUAAAUGGUCAAGAAUGGUCUGAUGCUGUUAAGAAAUACCCUGAAUUGUUGGAUGAAAUAAAUAUUAAUUAUGAAGAAUAUUCAGCAACAGCAUUCAUUAAUAUUGGCGUCGAUGAUUACUUCGGCAAUGAAAUAGUUUUGGACCAGUUUGAUCGGUUAUUUAAGCUCUUGAAAUUCAAAAAGGAUUUUAAAAAUCAUUUAAUUGAUGCGACCGUAGACAAUGCUCGUACUCAUACAGCGAAAUAA